Messenger RNA from Bemisia tabaci, 579 nucleotides. The record is from RefSeq and is a predicted model, not a curated record. NCBI's taxonomy places the organism in Eukaryota, Metazoa, Arthropoda, Insecta, Hemiptera, Aleyrodidae.
AUGCCCACACCCACCUUCCCUCCAUCAAUAUCUGAAGCGGAAGCCUCAACAAAUCCCUCGACUGAAAAAAUGGACCCAACCAAGGAAAAAGCACCUGAAUCGUCAGAUCUUGGGACUCUAGAGAGUGGGCCGAAACAACCAACAAUUAAUUUCCCGAAAACUCAAAGUGGUGACAGAACCCGAUCAUUUUCCGAUGUUUAUUAUAAAAAUCACCCGUGGCUGGAGUAUAGUGUAGAAAAUAAUCGAAGGUACUGCUUUGAGUGUAGACAUUUUGCUACCGGGGAUAUUCGUGACCAAAAUGAGAAGUUCACGAAAACGGGGUUUUUCAAAUGGAAAAAAAAGGAAGAUGCCAUUGAGAAACACGAAAAAUCAGAUAAGCACUCAGAUUGUCAUCAAAAGUAUCUGGGAUACCUAAUGGCCAACGCAGCCGGCGAUGUGCGCGAGCAAGUUGCAAAUCAGAGUCAGAAGGCGAUAAAAGAGAAGAAACAAUACUUGAGAGUACUCGCUGACAUCAUCUACUAUCUUAGUUGUCAAGGUAUGCCACUAAGAGGGCAUGAUGAGAAGGCUGACUGCGAAUAA